UAACAAUAAUAUUGUUAUUUACAUUUUUACAAAAACUUUUAAACUACAAAAGUGAAAGUUCUAAUAUAAAACCAAGUGAGUUUCUAAUUUUUCCUUAAAUUUGUUACCCUAAACAAUAAUCUAUAUUAUAGUUAUACUACUAUUAUUACAACGCGUUCGUUUUGUUUUGACAGAAUGUCUUUAGUAGCAUACGAAGAUAGCGAUUGUGAAACUGACGAAGACAAUUCUAUUACUGAUGAUGUUGAAAAUCCGCCUACCAAAGAUGACGUCAAAACAAAAUUCAAUAAACCAUUUUUAAUGCUACCCGAACCUAAAUCUAGCACAAACACAAAAAUGCCUGACGAUUGUUAUUCAGUCGAAAAUGAAAACUCUUUGGUUACGUUAAAAAAGGCAUUGGGCGAUAGUAUUCAAGAAAAACUGCAAGAACCCCCAUUAUUUCCCACAUUGCCAAAACCCAAAACCGGUGGAAAAAUCAAGAUAAUAAUACCUUCUUUAAAUGAAGUAAAUAUUAAAAAAAAAUAUGUUACAUAUUUAUCUAUCUGAUUUUUUUCUUGUACAGUUUUAUGACGAUGAUGAUGAUUAUCAACCAAAGCGAAAGAUGAUCAAACCAUCAAAUGUGAGUUUAAUUUAGUAGUAAAUAUGUUUAAACAAUAUUUAGAAAUAACAACUUGGACCUACCUAUAGUAGUUCCAAAACAAAAAAAAACCAGUACAGCAUCACAUUGCUCCUUGUACAGGAAACUGCUCAUUGUAGUCCAUUGUAAUAGAGUGGAAGUUGUGAAGGUAGGAUAUAUAGAGUAAUAUAUCUGUAUUUAACAAAAAACCAUUCAGACCAAAAUUAGACCAUAUUUUAAAACUCCUGAUUUUUAUUAUUUGCAUUAAAAUUUCAAUUUUAAUUUUUAUAAAAUAAAACUGUUACAUUACGCUCAUUUUUUUUUAUCACUAACUACAAUUUAUUGUGAACUUUGAGUUUCAUUUUCUAUCAUUUUUGUUUGGCCAUAUAAUAGGACUACUAGUGCUGAACUAAAGAUACUAUGAAUUACUUUUUUUACAAAAUGUCAAUUUUUAUUCCUUUUUUCACCAUAUGUAUGUAUUAAACUAUUAACCUGCGAUAGCUGUCACCAUGAGAAAAAAUUUAACAUAUAACUUAUUUUAAGAAUAACUAUUAUUGAUUGAACGAUAAUUAAUCACCAAUACUUUAUCUAUAUGAUUAUGAAACCUAUAAUACCAUUAUUAUUGAUAAGAUUAAAAUAUAAAAACUUAUUUUGGAAUUCAUAUCUUGAUGAAAUUAUAUAAAGUAAUAUAUUGUUAAAAAAUAAAAAAAUCUAAUCAAUUGCGUACAAUAAAAUAUGCGAGUCAUCCUGGGUUAAAGAAAGUUUAAAAAAAUAAUAUUAUUAAUAUAAUAAAGGUAUUAUUGUUAUAUUCAACUCCAUUAAAUUUUGUAAUAUCAUUAUCAAUUUAGCAAGAUUUUUGGUAAAAAAGAUGAAAACCAAUAGAUUUCUUGUUUAUUUCAGAAUCUAUAAUAACUUUUUAUUUUCAUCAUCAAUACAACUUAUAAUGAAUUACAUAUAUAGUUUUCAAGAAUUCCUGAUUAGUCCAAACAAUUUUAUUCAUGUAAAAUCAAAUUAAAAUUAAAAACGUCAAAAUGUUUUGAAAAUUUUUCCACUUCUAGAAAAGGUUAACAACAGUAUUCAGUGAAAAUUACAGAUUUCUAUAAUUAGGUACCUAUUUUUAACCAAAUUAUAACAAAAAAAUAAAAUUGAAAAACUGCUUGGUUAAUCAAAAAAUGACCUCCCCAUAAUGCACCAACAAUAUCCAAAAUAGUGCUGUAGCCAGGAGGGGCAAUGGAGGCACGCCCUCUACUCUCAAAACAAUUAUUUUUUUUCGGACUGAUGCUGUACAGUUUACAUAUAUUUGUUAUAUUAAUACAAUUUAUUAUUAGUAAUAAUUACUAUUAUAAGUGUUAUAAAAUAUUAUAUUAUUUUAUAUUAUUAUUAGCUGAUCUGCCCGAAGUUGUCCGGGUCAAACAAAUGUGUAGUUAAAAUGUUUUUUCCUUGGAUUCCUUGGUUUCAAUUCUUGUCACUAUCACUGCAGUUAACAAUUAUGAAAUAUUUAAAUUUUUAAAAAUGUAUUUUCCUUUCAAACUUAUAUAACUUAUAAUAACCACUGUGGUAACGUAGUGUAGUACUGUAAUGUCAGUGAAAUAAAAAAUACAAAAAAAUAAAAUAAAAUUAUAAAAUUUACACAUUUAAUGUGUUCAGACUUGUACCUAUUGGGAUAGAAUAUAUAGUGUAAAUACAAUACAAUUGUUAACUAUCCACAUUUCUUUGGGGAAUAGUAAUUUGUGGAAUAGGUAUAGACAUGCUGUUAUUUGUGUUAUAGAUAAAAAAUACACACUGGUCUAUAAAUUAUGAUUACCCAUGAAAUGAAGUUCUUGAUUUCAUAACUUAAAAUAAGAGUUUUGAAUUAAAUACAAGUAUAACAAUAACAUAUUUCUUAAUAAAAUAUGUUAUUAAUUAAUAUGUAUGCCAAUUUAUAUAGAACUUAUUAGGUACAUACAAUAUAUUGUAGCCAUUGUCAUAUUAAAUAUUAAUUAAAGUAAUGGUAAGUUUAUUAUUUCCUUGAUUUGGUACCUCUACUUUUCAUAUGUUUAGUCAAACCUGUUUUAGUCACUUUUUGAAUGACUUAUAGAAAAUACUUAUUAAUUUAUGUGUACAAUAACAGUAUUCACGUCUUAUUAUCAUAGUGUACUUUUUACAGUCGUUAUUCAUAUAGGUGCCUACACAAUUUACUAUUUUUGUUUUAUUUUUACUUAUCCAGUAUGCUGUAUGCAUCCUCUUAAGUUUUUUGUGCCGUAGUGUAACUCUGAGUUAUCCAAACAUAAUAAAAUAUAUAAGCAAAAAGAGAUAAAACUGCUUUUGAAAUUUCAUCCUUUCGAGGUCUGAUAUUUCCUAUGCUAAUUAUUAUAUUAAUAUUCUGUAAUAUUUAUUUACUGAGAAGCUUUAAUAUUAUUUGAUUCAUGUUCAUACAAUAUGUAUAACAAAAACUGCAGUGUUCAUUAUUUUUAUUUUUUUUUUUGAAGAUCAGUGUACAUGUCUAUUAUACUGGCUAGUAUUUAAAAAAUAAAUAGGUAUUAAAUAUAAACACAGUCAAAAUAGGUUUAUGAUAUUAAAACUUAUUAUUUUAAACUAGAGAUCAUUAAUAUGGAAAUUAAGUUCUAAAAAUUAAAAAAAUACAUUUAUCUAUGCAUAUUGUAUAUAUUAUAGGCAAAGUAAGAAGUUGGGCAUUGUGUAUAGUGCCUAGGUCAGAUCCAAUUUUCGAGUGUAAAGUUCAAAUAAGUUUACAUUGUCCAGGCAUUGUAUAUAAUGCCCAAAUAGAUUUGGAUAUUAAAAUUAAUAAUAAUAAAAAUUAGAUAUUUGUUCAUAAAUUAAAUAUGUAUUUUGUGAGUCAUAUCAAACAAAAAAAAUAGGUACAGGUAAUUAUUACGUAUACAUUUUAUUUGAUAUAAAUGUACACACUUGAUUCCAGAUAUUGUGCACAAUGCCCGGAUUUUCUAGUUUGUCCGUAACAUAUAUACUCAAUGAAAAAUUCAUAUUAGGGUAAAUACUUCAUAAUAAAUAAAUAAAUAUUUCAUUACUUUUUAGAACAUGGUUGAUUAUCAGAUCAUACUCUUCUUGAAGUAGAAGUUCAAGAAUUUAUAAAUAUGAGAAAUCGAGGACAUUUAUUCAGUCCAUCAGAAUGUCUAAUAUUAAAAUAUAAUAAUUAAUGUGAUAAAUAAUAAAAGUAUUAAUAGACAUAUUUUGAAACAUGGUUGCAUAUUUUAGUGUAUUAGGGCUACUAAUUUAAUUCAUGUUCCUUAUUUCAAAUUAUAUUAUUCUAUAUAUAUAUAUAUGUCUGAUGAUCAAUUAUUUUACAAAAAAAACAUUAUAAAAAGUUUUAAAAAAAAUAUCAAAUUUAAUAUAAAUAUACAUUAUGACUCACUUGUAAAUUGUAUAUUUAUAUAUUAUUUGUAAUAAUUUGACUUCUAUGGUAUGUUUAAAUAGCAAUUAUAAUGUAAAUAAUAUAAACAUUUAUCAGUUUAUUUAUUUAUACGAUUAUAUGCUAUUUUGUGUAUCAAUGUAUUUUGGAAUGUUAUCAGGAUACUUAUAUUUGGGAUGAAAUAGGACUACCUGAAUUCAGGUCUCAAUUUGGCAAACUCAAUACUAUUAACCAAACUCCAUUCAGAAUUGAUUUUAUUAGCAAUGAUUAGUCGUUGCAUACAGAUAUACAUUAAAUUUCCCCUCUACCUUCCCAACUUCUCACCUACAACAGUGGCUUAUCCACGUGUGAAGUAUGUCAUUUUUUUUUUUACAGUGUAUUUUGAUAUUGUUUGUAAUGUUUCAGAAUGGAUGUGGUUUAUUUUCCAUAUUGCCAGAUGUUAAAAAUAAAAAAUCCGGCAAAGUUUCUACCACUUUAUCAAUGAUUCCUAGAGCAACAAUGUGCAAAAUAUCACAUGUUAAAGAUUUACCCAGAACGACAGAAAUUAAAUGUUUUGAACCUAAAUCUGUUGAAGUACUAGAAGAAGUAGAUGAUGAUGAUAAAGAUGAUAUCGAUUUCUUAGGAUUGAAUAAAAUAGAUGAAAUGCCUGAUGUAGCACCUAUUGAUGGGUUCGAUGUGCCUCUAAUAAAAACUGAAACUAUUAAAAUAAUUGAAGAUGACAAAGUUUAUGGACCUGUAUUUUGUCCUGAAUCUACUAAAUCUGACCUAUAUGAAGACAAUGAAACUACACUUAUUCUCGACUCAAAUGCUGUUAGUGUUUAUAAUAUUAUAUAUUGUAGUUAUAUUAUAGAUGUGUCUUCUUUAUUUUUUAAUUAUUACAGUUGAAACAACUUGGUGAUCGUGAAAAGACUCAUAUUAAACAAGUUGAUGUAAUCAAUGUUAAUAUGAGUCAAGUGUUGGAAGAGUCACAACAAUGGAUGUCCAAAAAUAUUUCUGAGGAGUAUGCAGAAGGUAAAAAAGCCAAGGAUGAAAUCCAUGCUGGUGGACAAUCAAAACGUAAACACCAAAUUACAUAUUUGGCACAACAGGUAAUUAUUAUGAAAAUAUAAGUCUUCCAGAUUUAUUUAUUAAAUACAAUUUAUACAUUUGUUUAGGCUAAAGCUAAUGAGUUGAAACUCAAAAACAUGUGGGCUGAGAACAGACUGACGAGGAAACAGACACAGGCUAAAUAUGGAUUUUAAUUAUCAAAAUAGUUUUAGGUUUAU
Cinara cedri is the source of this 5242-nucleotide messenger RNA. The record is from the annotation of a GenBank genome assembly. NCBI's taxonomy places the organism in Eukaryota, Metazoa, Arthropoda, Insecta, Hemiptera, Aphididae.